Messenger RNA from Chiloscyllium plagiosum (whitespotted bambooshark), 10955 nucleotides. The record is from RefSeq and is a predicted model, not a curated record. Lineage: Eukaryota; Metazoa; Chordata; Chondrichthyes; Orectolobiformes; Hemiscylliidae.
UUUCAGUAAACCAGUAUUGCCACCUAAUCACUGGAGCUGAUUGCCUGGUUACUUAUUAAUGCAGCCUUUUCCAGCACAUCACUCAAUUACAAUCAUUAGGUGGCAGCUGGAAGAUUAGACGACUGGACAAGUUUUAGGAAAUUAGGCAUUGGUUUUUACCUUCAUCUGAAUUUGCUAUUACAUCUACAUAAUCUUAAUAUUUUAAUAAUUGUACACAGAUGUAAUAAAUUUACUUUUUAGUGUGUAAAGAAAAUGCGGAACCUUGUCUAUUACUGUAACACUGACAGCUCAUAUCUGUUCUCUCUAACAUUUAUUAUCUGUUAAUGUAACUGAAAUUUUUACUGCUCAUAAUUUUCAAUAAUUUGAAGACCUUAAAAUCUGCCACUUUUGAUGAAUAUAAAAAGAAAAAAACCCAAAGCAGGUACAUCGGUGGGUUUAUUUGCAAUCUGCGUACGUUUUCAACAGUCAAAGUUGACAUUUUAAAAAGAAUGUCAUUUUUUAAACCCAGCGUCUUUCCACCAAAUACUUUUUUUUCAAAAAAUAGUUUUCAUUGUUUUUAACGAAACACCGUCCAGGGUUCAGAAUAUUCCAGGUGGAUUCCUUGCCUGUUACAGUACUAAAGAAUUACUUUGAAUUUCCAGGGCAAUAUUGCAAAGUCUCAAAAUUUCUAGAGCAUAAAAGUUAAAUGACGGGGCCCAAUAUUUUAAGUGGAUCUUUCAGUAUCUAGGCGCUGACAUUUCACCAAAUGUCCCAGAAAUGAAAAAAACAGUGUGGUUCCGAAAAAUAUAAUUUAAUGUUGGAUGCCAAGUUUCUCUCUCGAUUCUGUUUUUCUUUGGAAAAAUCGCAUGCAUUCUUAAACCCUUUCAGCAAGUAACCACGGAUUUUAAUUAAAGUCAAAGUAGUGCAGAUGCUAGAAAUCUGAAAUAAAUACGAACGCUCGUGGAUUCAGCUGCUAGAACUGCUGAAUUUCUUUAGCAUUUUCUCCGUUUAUUCGGGAUACAUUUUUUAAAUCGGCGUUUAACUUUAUAGCCUCUUUUAAGUCGUUUUCCUAUUUAAAACCUGGCAUUUCAAAUAUUUAACUACGUUAAAUCAACGUUAAAUGUAUUGCUAUAUUUAUUUAGCGGCAGCACUUUUAACUUACAAAUUACAUACCAAAUUAAUUUUUGACGUUGCGACCUGAUCUUAAAAAUCAACCCACUGAAGACGAAAUAAAUGUAGUUAGGAUGAGUUUCUGCUUAAAGGCCAUUGUUUAUCUACGUAAGGAAUUAAAGUCUUCAUCUUGAUUUGACACCGAAUUUACAAGUGUUUCGCGAAUUAGUUUUUUUUCUCUGCCAAUGUUUUGAACUGUUUUAAAGAUCAUUAUCGGGUUGUCCUUAUGACCUCCAUGUAUUUCUAAGGCGGUUCGGAGCACAGAAAGGAAGAACUUCCACAUUCUACUCCAAAGUAUAAAUCCUAUGCCGUACGCCCGGUCUGGUUUUGUAAGAUUGAAUUUCAUUCUAAUAUACGAGAUAGUAUUUCUUAUCCACGCCUCGCCUCGUUUGUAAAUGGUCGGAUUUCAACGUCAAUCACAAAGGAGGAGGUGGGAUUUGGUUUGGACAAAGUUUCAUUGAAGGUGGAGGGAAGUGGAGUCAGAUGUUAGCAGAAUAGCAGGAGCAGCUGGAAGCUAGAACCAGAGAAGGGCAUUGCGGUGAAGCUGAAAUUUCAAGCCUGUUCCAGCAGGAUUUAAAAACCAUACUGUCACAGAACGCACCCACUCGCAUAUGGUUUUCCAAAGCAAAACUGUGAGUGCUUUCCCCACUCCCCAAAAGAAAACUGGAAUCACAAGGUAACGAAUAAAUUGACCCUCGGCAAUGGAAUACCCUCAUAUUCACAUUGCAGAUGUGAAUCUUCUUGUGUAAAAAAAAACUGGAUGAAAAAAAAAUGCUAGACCAGAAGCACCAUCAGUGAAACGUCUUGGGCUCCGAUUCUGCUUCAGCGGUGAGUCGUAGGGGCCAAGGGAUUUAACAGCAGAAGUUUUUGAAGUCUGCUGGCUAGAAAAUAGGAAACAAAUUGGCUGCUGGAUCAUUUCUUACACCAUUUCGUAGCUUCAUCGCCUUCUUUUGUUGUUGCACAAAGCCGCGCUUAAAAAAAAGGAAAGGACGACAUCGAAGGUGGGGCGAUAUUGCUUGCCGGACUCCCCGGGCGUUAUGAAAAUAAUUUGACUCCAUCGGACAAACCGGUGCUUGAUGGGCUAUUCCGGCAAUGCUAACAAUCAGUUGACACUUCCCGGUUCAGGAGGGUAAACUCAGGAGGCUACCAUGACAAGAUUACUUUAACUUUCGGCAAGGCCGGACCUGCAGUUGAUUGGGAUUUUUGCACAUUUUAAAUUUAUAAUUGGUUCGCUGUGUUCAACAAGUAUUUGAAUACCCUUUGCAGUUUUGAGAAAAGAAACGUCUUCUUGCAAUGGCAUCGGAAGUGGUGUGUGGGCUGAUCUUCAGAUUGCUUCUUCCUAUCUGUUUAGUUGCUGCAUGUUUGUUUCGAUACAAUGGGCUAUCGUUUGUGUACCUCAUUUUUCUCCUCCUUAUUCCUCUUUUUUCUGAACCCACAAAAAAGACAAUGCAAGGACAUACAGGCCGCUUACUGAAAACCUUGUGUUUUACAAGCCUCACAUUUCUCCUACUGCAUGCCUUGUUUCAAAUUACAAUUUACAGCCUCCAAGCUAAUGAAAAAAUCAAACCAGGCUUCAAUUGCACAGAUUGGGAAAAGAGCUUCCGGCAGAUAGGAUUUGAAAGCGUGAGUGGGGCAGAUGCUGGGAACAUUAUUAGACUUUUUGCUCCAGAUGUUGGAAUGUUUGUUGCUGGCUUGGCGACAUGGCUUGUCUGUAAAAGUUUAGUUCAACAGCCACCAUCAGAAGAUAUGGCACAGUAUAAUCCAGAGUUCCAAAAUGAAGAGCAGCUCCUGGAUCUGGUGACCAAGCCAAUGUCUCGUUAUUGUAAUAUAAAAGGUUACUUUGUUAUAUGCAAAUAUGACAUAAUAUACAUCAUCAAAGGCAUUACGCUACCAUCUUUGAGCUCAGGAGUAUACUUCUUUGUAUUUUUGGGAUUGUGUACUUGGUGGAGCUGCGGUAAACAGUUUGAUCCACUGAUAUUCAGCUGUUUGUGUGUAUUAAUGGCUAUAUUCAGUGCAGGACACUUGAUUGGACUGUAUCUUUACCAGCUGCAAUUCCUACAGGAACUCAUUCCACCUGGUGAUUUCUAUGCAAGGUUGUUUGGUGUAUCACCAGUCAUUCAAACAAAUUGCACGACUACCUGGAAGAUUAUAGCCAAUCCCAAUAUGCCUUGGCCCCAACAUGUCAAUCCUAUCAUGCUGCUCUUACUGUACUACACUUUGGCUACACUCAUACGACUCUGGCUUCAAGAACCAGUUAUAAGGAAUAUGGAAGAAGAAAGUUACAAAAGGGAGGAAGAAGAGCAAAAAGAGCCAUUUGAAAGUGAUUCAUCUGUUACUGCCAAUAUGCGACGUAAUAUGUGGUAUUCAGCACACUAUGCAACUGAUGAGAGAAGGCUCCUUACGAUUACCCAGGAUGAUACCAACUCUUCUGAUGCUUUGCUUGUAACAGUAAAUGGAAACCCUGUAGACUAUCAUAAUAUGAAUUCUGCAUUGCAAGCUGAGAAUGGUCCAACCACAGUAGAGAUGUACUCCACACCACAAUAUAAAUGGGAGAUGCCUGACGAAUCCCCAGACAAAACAGAAGAUGACAUAAUUCCUGAAGAGACAGUGAAUAGCAGACUCAACAGCCUCAUCACCAUCUUCCGUUUCAUUAUGAAACAAAGCUAUAUAUGUGCACUCAUUGCUAUGAUGGCUUGGAGUAUUACUUAUCACAGCUGGCUCACCUUUGUCUUAUUGAUCUGGUCCUGUGUUCUUUGGAUGGUGCGAGAUCGGCGGCGAUAUGCCAUGCUCACAUCUCCAUUCAUGGUCUUCUAUGGAAAUGUUCUUUUAACCUUGCAAUAUAUCUGGAGUCUUGACCUCACAGAAGAAGAACUUCCUGAGCUAUCAGGAGUCUUACAAAAGAUGAAGACAACACCAUGUGUCGAACUAAGUUCAAAGAUCCUGUGUGCACUGACAUUCUGGUUGCUGCUACGCCAGUACAUUACAGAGCACCGAGAAGCAAAAAAACUCAAGGAAUCUGCCUUAUCAGAAGUUAAAGUGGAGGAAUUAGAUGAUGGCCAACAAGGAAAAGAGAUAAUGAAAGUCUUAGGAACCCUGGUGAUGGGAAUGUUUGUCAAGUAUUGGAUUUACGUUUGUGGUGGAAUGUUUUUCUUUGUCAGUUUUGAAGGGAAGAUUGUCAUGUACAAGAUUAUAUACAUGAUGUUGUUUCUGUUUUGCGUCGCUCUAUAUCAGGUGCACUAUGAUUGGUGGCGGCGGAUUCUGAAAUAUUUUUGGAUUAUUGUUGUUUCCUAUACUAUGCUGGUCUUGAUCCUUGUGUACACCUAUCAGUUUAAGUCAUUCCCAGAUCUGUGGCAAAAUAUGACAGGAAUGGAUAUUGAAAAAUUGAAGGAUCUUGGAUUAGAACAGUUCUCCGUUACAGAUCUAUUUACUAGCAUUUUCAUCCCAACAUCGUUCUUGCUGGUCUGUAUACUACAUCUGCAUUAUUUCCAUGAUCGGUUUCUCGAGCUCACUGAUCUAAAAGCUGUUACCAGCAAACAGGAAAGCAGCAUCUACAGCCAUGCCAAAGUUAAUGGGCGCGUUUAUCUGUUAGUAAAUAGAAUCAAGCAAUACAUAUCAAAUCGCCAGAAUGCGUUAGUAAAUCAGGAUGGAAGUCUUCCAGACAUUGGUAUGAUGAACAUUAAUACCAGUGCUCAAAAAGAGGAAAGAGUGGAGGGUAAACAGCCAGAGGAAGGUGAAGAAGACAACGAAGAAUACGAAGACCCCACAGAGGACAAAAAUAAUAAAUGGCAUCUCGUAAUUGAUCGACUAACCGUGCUGUUUCUGAAAUUUAUGGAGACUUUCCACAAACUGCAAGUUAUGGCUUGGUGGAUCUUAGAGCUGCACAUAAUCAAAAUUGUAUCCUUUUACAUCAUUUGGAUUACAUUAAAAGAGGUUUCCUUGUUGAAUUACGUUUUCUUAAUUUCAUGGGCCUUUGCUUUACCUUAUGUCAAAUUACGCCCACUGGCAUCAAGUAUCUGCACAGUCAUGACCUGUAUAAUCAUUGUGUGUAAAAUGUUGUAUCAACUAUCUUCUGUUCAGCCUUCCAACCACUCUUCUAACUGUACAACUCCACAACUUAAUGAGACAAAUGUAGAGAGCAUUGAGAAAUUGCACAAAUCAGUGCUUUACGCCAGCCCGGUUGACCCAGCAAAUUGGAUUGGGCUAAGAAAGUCCUCUCCCCUUCUGGUAUACCUUAAGAACAACCUGCUGAUUCUUGCUGUUUUAGCAUUUGAAGUCACAAUCUACCGUCAUCAGGAGUAUUUUAGGCUCCGCAAUAACCUUCCACAUCCAGUAACAAAAACUAUCUUUCAUGACAUCACAAGACAACACUUGGAUAAUGGACUGGUGAACUGUGCCAAGUAUUUCAUAAAUUACUUCUUCUACAAGUUUGGGCUGGAGAUAUGUUUUUUAAUGACUGUCAAUGUGAUUGGCCAACGAAUGGAUCUGUAUGCCAUGUUUCAUGCCUUUUGGUUAUUUGCAUUACUCUAUCGACGCCGCAGAAAAGCCAUUGCCGAAAUCUGGCCGAAAUACUGCUGCUUCCUAGCAUGCAUUUUGACCUUUCAGUACCUACUUUGUAUUGGCAUCCCACCUGCUGCCUGCAAAGAGUAUCCAUGGAGAUAUGCCAGUGCCAAAAUCAACUCAAAUUUUAUUAAGUGGUUGUACUUUCCAGACUUCAUCACAAAUCCAAAUCCGAUGUUUCUCAUUUAUGACUUCAUGAUGUUGCUGUGUGCAUCACUGCAGUGGCAGGUAUUCGAAGAUGAAAACCGAGCUGCAGUGAGAAUAGUUGCUGGGGAUAAUGUAGAAAUUUGCAGAGAUUUGGAUGCAGCCACAUUCAGUCAACAUAAUCCAGUGCCAGACUUUAUUCAUUGCAGAUCCUACCUGGAUAUGAUCAAAGUCAUUGGAUUCAGUUACCUAUUUUGGUUCGUGCUUACAAUCAUCUUUAUCACAGGAACAACACGAAUCAGCAUCUUUUGCAUGGGCUACCUUGUCGCCUGUUUUUAUUUCCUGCUCUUUGGUGGAGAGCUAUUACUAAAACCUAUUAAAAUAAUCCUCCAAUAUUGGGACUGUCUUAUUGCCUACAAUGUUUUUGUGAUCACAAUGAAGAACAUUCUUUCUAUAGGAGCAUGUGCCUACAUCAAUUCUUUAAUUUUGAAAAGCUGUUGGUUAAUCCAAACAUUUGGUCUCGUUUGUACUGUUAAGGGCUAUGACCAGCCCCCUGCUGAGAACCUUACAAAAUGUCCAUUGCCUAAGGAUGAAGCGGGCAUUAUAUGGGACAGUAUAUGCUUUUCUUUUCUGUUGCUACAAAGGAGGGUUUUCAUGAGUUAUUACUUCUUGCAUGUAGUAGCAGACAUAAAAUCUGCUCAAAUUCUCGCAUCAAGAGGUGCAGAGCUGUUUCAAGCUACAAUAGUAAAAGCUGUGAAAGCUAGACUCGAAGAGGAAAAGAAAUCAAUGGAUCAACUUAAAAGACAGAUGGAUCGUAUCAAAACAAGACAACAAAAAUAUAAAAAAGGCAAAGAGAGAAUGCUCAGUUUGACACAGUCACUAGAUGCACAGGGUCCUCAGGUGAAGCAGGAAGAUGAUGAUGAUGAUGACGAUGAAGGAGAACCAGAGAAAGACAAAGCCAAGGGCAAAAAAAAGCAGUGGUGGCGGCCCUGGGUUGACCAUGCUUCUAUGGUACGAAGUGGAGAUUACUAUCUCUUUGAGACAGACAGUGAGGAGGAAAAUGAAGAAGAAGUAAAAGAAGAUGAAGAAGAACAACCCAAAAAGUCAGGUUUUCAGAGAGCAGUUCGGAAAUUUGCUUCAGCCAUUAUAGCCUUGCCAAAGUCUAUUCUAAAACUUCCAAAAACAAUACUUCAGUUGAUAGUCAGAGCUAUAAAGUUCAUUUAUCAGACCUGGAUGAAAGAUUCAAAAUCGGUAUUAAAAAGAAAGGAGAAAAAUAAACGGAAAAGAUGGGAACACAGUAAAAAAGAAACAGGAGGUCACAUUGCAAUUGAAUGUGAAGAGACAGAAGAACUACCAGAAGAAGUGCAUAAACACUCUAAUGCACCAGAUAAUGUUAUCAAGCGGGUGUUUAAUCUUCUGAAGUUCACGUGGGUUCUCUUCUUGGCUCUGGUGGACAGUUUUACAAACUGGCUAAAUUCAAUCUCAAAGGAAUGCAUUGAUAUAUCCACUGUUCUGAGGAUAGAAAGAUGUAUGCUUACGAGAGAAGUAAAGAAGGGAAAUGUUCCGUGUCGUGACAGUAUCCAUAAUUAUUACAAGCACCAGAUGAAGAUGCACAAUUCACGUGAGUCAGGACUGGAUAGAAAUGAUGAUGGUGCCAGAUGUGCUGCUUUAACUAUCCGUGAAGGAAACCAGGAAGUCGGUGCUGAGAGAAUGGACAGCACGGAUUCUAUAGUUUCUCGUGAUAGUCUGUCCAGCUGCUACACUGAAGCUACCAUGCUGUACUCACGGCAGUCAACUCUAGAUGAUAUAGAUGAUAUUCCUAAAACAAGUGAGCGUGCUCGACCUAGGCUUCGUAAAAUGUACAGCGUUGAUAUGUCAUCCUCAUCGGUUGAAAGUUGCAGUAUAGUGUCAAGUGAGCCAACACAGUGCACACUGCUGUAUUCACGCCAAGGUACCACAGACACAAUUGAAGAAGUGGAAGAUGAGCAGGAUGAAGAAGCAACAAUUCCUGUAUGCACAUCAGAUAUCAUGACUGAGGAAGUUCCACCUUCGUAUAGCAAAGCUGUUAGUCUUGAUUGUCUAUCCUUCAGUUCAGAUUCAGCUGGUGAAAAACACCUCAUGGCACUUACUCCAGAUAGCAGGAUAGAUUUACUGGAAGAUAAAAUCUUUCCAAAUUUAAGCCAUGAACUAACAGCCAGUGAACUGCUUCUUAACAAAAUGUUUUAUGAUGAAGAAUUAGAGGAGUCAGAAAAAUUCUACAAAGCCCAGCCUCGAGCACUACUCCUAUUCUUCGCUCUAUAUAAUACCUUAGUAGCUCGUUCCGAAAUGUUGUGUUUCUUUGUCAUUAUACUGAACCACAUGGUAUCUGCUUCAAUGAUUACACUGGUACUUCCUAUUCUUAUCUUCCUCUGGGCUAUGCUGUCUGUACCAAGGCCAAGCAAACGUUUCUGGAUGACAGCCAUUGUGUAUACUGAGGUAACAAUUGUAAUCAAAUACUUUUUCCAAUUUGGAUUUUUUCCUUGGAAUGAAAAUUUGAGUAGAACUCGAGAUAAACCUGAUUUUGCCCCAAAUAUAAUUGGCAUUGAGAAGAAGGAAGGCUAUGUGCAUUAUGACCUUAUACAGCUACUUGCACUGUUCUUUCACCGAUCCAUUUUAAAGUGUCAUGGUUUAUGGGAUGAGGAUGAUAAGAAUGAAAAUGCCUCAGCUAAAGAUGACAUGGAAGAAGAUCAUCUGAAUGAAUCUCAGAGAAAGAACUCUCUAGGUUCUUUAAAAUCAAUUAAUUUGCAAGCAUCAAUGGAUUCCAUACAUGUUCAUUUUCCAGAACAGACAAAAGCCAGAAGACCAAGUUCCACAGGUUCACAGAUCUCAAAUCGAUCGUCACAUAGAUCACAAAGAGGUAGUGUAAGCACCCGAAACAGUAGUAGCCGAAAAGGAAGCGGGUCACUCAGUGUUCAACCGAAGAAUAAAAAAGAGCUUUUAUUGGAAAAAGUAAGGGAACAAAUGAUCAAGGCAAAAACCAUUGCCAUUGCAAAAACACUUCAAAUAUAUAUUCCAAUCAAACAUUUUUUCUACAACAUUAUCCAUCCGGAGUAUAGUGCAGUAACAGAUGUCUACGUGUUGAUGUUCUUGGCUGAUGUUGUAGACUUCAUUGUUAUUGUCUUUGGUUUUGGGGCAUUUGGGAAACAUUCAGCAGCUGCCGACAUCACAUCUUCUUUAUCAGAGGAUCAAGUGCCGGAGGCAUUUUUGGUGAUGUUAAUAAUUCAGUUUGGCACAAUGGUAGUGGAUCGAGCACUCUAUCUCAGAAAGACAGUUUUAGGAAAAGUUAUCUUUCAAGUGAUCCUUGUUUUUGGAAUUCAUUUCUGGAUGUUUUUUAUAUUACCAAGAGUGACAGAAAGAAGGUUUAACCAGAACAAAGUCGCACAGGUUUGGUACUUUGUUAAAUGUGUUUACUUUGGUUUGUCAGCGUAUCAAAUACGUUGUGGUUACCCAACACGUGUGCUUGGUAACUUUUUGACAAAAAGCUACAACUAUAUCAACUUGUUUCUGUUCCAAGGAUUUCGACUAGUUCCGUUUCUGACUGAGCUCAGAGCAGUGAUGGACUGGGUCUGGACAGACACAACCCUUAGUCUCUCCAGUUGGAUCUGUAUAGAGGACAUUUACGCUCAUAUUUUUAUUCUGAAGUGCUGGCGUGAAUCUGAAAAGCGAUAUCCUCAACCACGUGGACAGAAGAAAAAGAAGGUUGUAAAAUAUGGCAUGGGUGGCCUUAUCGUCUUCUUGUUAAUAUGCAUUGUGUGGUUCCCACUCCUCUUCAUGUCCUUGAUCAAAUCUGUUGCUGGUGUGACAAAUAAACCAUUGGAUGUAUCUGUUUCAAUAACCAUUGGAGGUUAUCAGCCUAUCUUUACAAUGAGUGCCCAGCAGAAACAGCUACAAGAUUUUGAUCAAAACCAAUACAACAAUCUUUUAAAGAAAUUUAAACAUGAACCUGCUGCUAUGCAGUUCCUGGAUGCAUACAUGAAAGAAGACAUUCUAAUUGCACAACUUGAAGGAAAUUCAAAUUCUCUUUGGACUAUCAGUCCUCCAAGUCGGAGCAAGAUGGUAGAAGAAUUGAAGGAUAAUGUUUCAAAGAUCUUCAUUGUGGUUUCUUGGUCUGUUCAAAGGAAUGUCAGUCUUGGUGGAAAAUCGGAAAUUGCUUCAGAUAAAAUCUCAUUAGAAAUUCAACCAGAAGCCAAAUUAGCACUUGCUGCAGUGGUGGAAGGAAUAAAGAACGAAUCUGUAAAACUUGAAAAUAUAUUUCCAAACUACAUUAGGGCUCCCAGUAAUUCUGAAACAAAACCUGUGAAACAACUUUAUAAAAAUGAUGGUGAUUACUGUGAACUCAUUGUAAAACUGGUUCAGCAAGAAAACUGUCCUUUAAAACCAUGUCAGCAAUGGUGGACUGUUAACCAGACUGAAAGAUUAUAUAGAAAUGAUGAUAAAGAAAGCCUAGAAAUUAUUGUAUUCAGUGAUAAAGUUAGCCCACCUAGCCUUGGAUUUCUUGCUGGUUAUGGCAUCAUGGGUUUGUAUGCAUCAGUUGUACUGGUCAUUGGGAAGUUUGUACGUGAGUUUUUCAGUGGGAUCUCUCAUGACAUCAUGUUCGAAGAACUGCCAAAUGUAGACCGAAUUUUAAAAUUAUGUACAGAUAUCUUCCUGGUUCGAGAGACUGGAGAACUGGAGUUAGAGGAGGAUCUGUAUGCCAAGCUCAUUUUCUUGUAUAGAUCACCAGAAACUAUGAUCAAGUGGACACGUGAAAAGACAAAAUGAAAGCUUCUGCUGAUGUGGACAGAGGUAUUUUUCUGAAAAUAAAACAAAAGCACAAUGUCAUUGAAAAGCCAAGCUAUUCACAAUAGAGUGACAGCAGCUUUUCCUUAUGGAGCCCAGGCAGUCGCACGUUCCUCAAGUCUUCUCUGCCUACAGUCUUUGCUGAUACUAAAGAUUGGUGCUUGUUCUAACAUUCAGCACCAUAUUGUGGAAACGAUUCUGUCGGAACUGAAUCCAGUUUCUUUCUAUUUUUAUUACAGCCAAAAUCAGAGCUUCUGAAAUGCUUACCAUCCUUGCAGCCAUUAUCA